Molecule: messenger RNA, 2103 nt
Organism: Komagataella phaffii GS115
Lineage: Eukaryota; Fungi; Ascomycota; Pichiomycetes; Pichiales; Pichiaceae
Product: Mitochondrial amino acid transporter
Exons: 2
Coding region: 1-2103 (700 amino acids)
Biological process (GO): aspartate transmembrane transport; L-glutamate transmembrane transport; malate-aspartate shuttle
Molecular function (GO): L-aspartate transmembrane transporter activity; L-glutamate transmembrane transporter activity
Source: RefSeq, a predicted model, not a curated record
AUGCUGAAUGAGCACUGUAAACAUUCAGCCAAUGACGGGUUCAACGAGUGCCUUGAUUUCUCGGGCUUCUACUGGCCAUCCUUGGUUGACCGUUGUCUCAUCUCAAUAUCUUCUUCCGGAUCUGUUGGAUUUUUUCAUUCUGCGUUGAGCUCUAUAGAAGAAAGAAUGCCGGAGCUUACCCAAUCAUUGACUGAGAUCUUCGACUCAUAUUCAAAGGAGGGCAAACUGGACUACAACGGAUUUAUAGAUAUUCUGUCUAAUGAGUCUUACGCCUCGCAAUAUUUCAACAACUUUUUGAGGAUUCCGAACAGUUCUCUGGGGUUAUUGUACCUUUUGGUGGACAAGGACGCCAAUGGUCAGAUUUCUUUGGAUAAUUGGUUAGCGUUUUCCGAAAAACUGUUGAACGAGGAAGAGAGUAGUAUCACCUAUAAGUUGUUCCAGAAUUUGGACUCGUCCUUCAAGGACAAGUCCGAAGAUGAGUUCAAAUCUUUGGUUUCUACCAACUUGAAUGAUCAAUUCAAGUCGCAGUUUGACAGAGUUGUGUCCGAUGAUGGUAAAAUACUCCCCGAGGACUUCCGUAACAUCGUAUCCUCUAUUUACUCUUCUAGGCUGCCAACAGCAGCUAUCGAUCAAAUCGGAAGACUUUGCACCGAAAGUUUAACCUUCAACGAGGCCGCUAGUCUGUUUGACUUUGUCCAGGCUAUACCCAAGCUAAACUACUACACGUUCAGAGCAUCCAACAACUUCAAGGACACCCUUUGCAAGGAAGAUUUCAUUGCUGCCCUCAAGGAGACAAUCAACACUGAGGACAAUGUCUCAGAUUCCUUUUUGGAUUACUACUACCAGCUGACCACAUUCAUUGUUAAUUCUACCAACCAGAAUCAUUUAUUGAAGGGUGAUCUUUUGGCUAUUUUAACGGAUGACAUGGUCACUACCGAGGAAACCGUAGAUGGUGGAUUCUCUUUGUAUCCAAUCUUAAACUCUGCAUAUUCAUUCUUGCUAGGCUCGAUAGCUGGUUCCAUUGGAGCUACCAUUGUGUACCCCAUUGACCUUGUUAAAACCAGAAUGCAAAAUCAGAAGGGUAAUGCCAAAUACAGCUCAUACUUCGACUGUUUUAAGAAAACUUUCAGAAGUGAAGGUCUCAGGGGGUUUUACUCCGGUCUGUUGCCUCAACUAGUCGGUGUUGCUCCUGAGAAAGCUAUCAAACUUACAGUUAAUGAUAUAGUCAGAAGUAUAGGUGUGAAGCAAUCUGCUAACGGAGAAAUCACCAUGCCAUGGGAGAUUUUGGCUGGUUGUUCUGCGGGUGCAGCUCAAGUUGUCUUCACAAACCCAUUAGAAAUCACCAAGAUUCGUCUUCAAGUUCAAGGUGAAGCUCUUAAACAAUCUCUUGCUGAAGGUACAAAUGUUGUCGAAAAAACUGCAGUCGACAUCGUUAGGGAAUUAGGUAUUCGUGGUUUAUACAAAGGUGCAUCUGCAUGUUUACUGAGAGAUGUACCUUUUUCUGCUAUCUAUUUCCCAUGCUAUGCUAACCUUAAGAAACAUUUGUUUGACUUUGACCCCAAAGACCCCACAAAGAACAGUUCUUUAGAAUCUUGGCAAUUAUUAGUUUCUGGUGCACUUGCUGGUAUGCCUGCUGCUUACUUCACAACACCCUGCGAUGUCAUCAAGACAAGACUGCAGGUUGAACACAAGGCCGGCGAUAUGCAUUAUACCGGUAUUUCCAACGCCUUCAAGACGAUCCUCAAGGAAGAAGGUUUUUCUGCAUUAUUUAAAGGUGGUCUAGCAAGAGUGUUCCGUUCUUCUCCUCAGUUCGGUUUCACGUUGGCCUCAUAUGAAUUGUUCCAAACGUACAUUCCAUUAUCGGCAUUCUAUCCAGAUCCAAACCAGACCAAGACUCUGGGUAAAGUUGCCGGUGCUAUCACAGAUGGGAAGGGAAACAGUUUGAACUCCCUGACCCCUGUAGAUAUUUCCAAGCUGGAUAAUGCCCGAGACGUUCACUAUUCUAUCAGUGAACACGCAAGGAAAGUCGUCAACACGUCAUUCGAUCUCAACCCAAAACUGAACAGCUUCAAUUACUUCAACUACGUUAACGAAAAGAAAUGA